Grammomys surdaster is the source of this 1467-nucleotide messenger RNA. RefSeq names its product dehydrogenase/reductase 1 (gene Dhrs1). NCBI's taxonomy places the organism in Eukaryota, Metazoa, Chordata, Mammalia, Rodentia, Muridae. The transcript has 9 exons. The record is from RefSeq and is a predicted model, not a curated record. Bases 259 to 1200 code for a protein of 313 amino acids.
GCGACGGGGCGGGCGGGCAUGAUGGGCGUGGCUGCAGGUCGCCCUUCCCCAUUUGCGGGUUCCACCCUUGGGUCUGACCCUGGAAUUCCAAGGCUAGCCUCGACUCGUUCUAUAUCAUCUUCAUCCGCACCCGGACUUCCAUCCAGGCACGCACUCCAACGUGGCAAUAAUCAAAGUCCUCGACCUUUGGUCUGACGAUCUGGGCAGAAAGAAACUCAGAGGCUGCUACUGGCGCAGAUAUCCCCUUUGAUGUGAGUCAUGGUAGCGCCUAUGAAGGGUCAAGUGUGUGUGGUAACUGGGGCCUCCAGGGGUAUUGGCCGUGGCAUUGCCUUACAGCUAUGCCAAGCAGGUGCCACAGUUUACAUUACCGGCCGCUAUCUGGACACCCUUAAAGCUACUGCCCAGGAGGCACAGUCCCUCGGGGGCCGGUGUGUACCAGUGGUGUGUGAUUCAAGCCAGGAGAGUGAAGUGAAAAGCCUGUUUGAGCAAGUAGAUCGGGAACAGCAAGGGCGGCUAGAUGUUCUUGUUAAUAAUGCCUAUGCUGGUGUCCAGGCAAUCCUGAACACCAGCAACAAGUCAUUCUGGGAAGUACCUGCCUCCAUUUGGGAUGAUAUAAACAAUGUUGGACUCAGAGGCCACUACUUGUGCUCUGUGUAUGGGGCACGGCUGAUGGUGCCAGCUGGCAAAGGACUCAUCGUGAUUGUCUCCUCCCCUGGGGGCCUGCAGCAUAUGUUCAAUGUCCCUUAUGGUGUGGGCAAAGCUGCGUGUGACAGACUGGCUGCUGACUGUGCCCAUGAGCUACGGCGACAUGGAGUCAGCUACGUAUCUCUGUGGCCAGGGCUGGUGCAAACAGAACUGGUGAAGGAGUUUAUGGCAAAAGAGGAGCAGCCUGAGGACCCUCUGUUUAAGAAGAUGAAACCAGAUUUCUCAUUGGCCGAAAGUACAGAAAUGAGUGGCAAGUGUGUGGUGGCCUUGGCAACAGACCCCAAUAUCCUGAGCUUGAGUGGGAAGGUGCUGCCAUCCUGUGACCUUGCUCGGCGCUACAGCCUUAAGGAUAUCGACGGCCGCCCAGUCCAAGACUAUUUUUCUUUGGGCUAUGCCCUCUCACAAGUCUCCAGCCUGGGAUGGCUGAACUCCUUCUUGCCUGGCUUCCUCCGAGUACCCAAGUGGAUUGUCACUCUCUACACCAGCAAGUUCUAGCCUCCUGAUCUGCUGUCCCAGCCCUUCCAGAACCUUGUCUCAUGAGGCUCAGGUGGGUAGGGCUGUCUCAGUGGAACAAACCCACUUUCCCACACACCCGUGUCCUCACCAUGAAAAGAAGGUGCCUGCUGGGCAUAUAUUACAUUCUGGGGGGCUCUAGUCGGUUCUUUGUGCUUUGGUUUUCCCUGUCCCUGCAUUUUAAAAUUUCGCUUGAAUAACUAUAAGUGCUUGUAAGUAGAAGUGAAUAAAGGUCUCAUCUCUCCUUCA